This is a messenger RNA of Tachyglossus aculeatus (Australian echidna), 1251 nucleotides long. Its product is annotated as olfactory receptor 14A16-like. Gene Ontology annotation, biological process: G protein-coupled receptor signaling pathway. Lineage: Eukaryota; Metazoa; Chordata; Mammalia; Monotremata; Tachyglossidae. The record is from RefSeq and is a predicted model, not a curated record. The transcript has 5 exons. The coding region runs from base 1 to 1251 and encodes 416 amino acids. Gene Ontology annotation, cellular component: membrane. Gene Ontology annotation, molecular function: olfactory receptor activity; G protein-coupled receptor activity; odorant binding.
AUGACCAACAUCUCCACGGUGGCUGAAUUCCUCCUCCAGGGGUUCUCUGACAUCCGGGAGCUGCAGCUGCUCCAUGCCACACUGUUCCUCCUUGUCUACCUAGCGGCCCUUCUGGGGAAUCUCCUCAUUGUUGCUGUCACCACCCUCGACCAGCGUCUCCACACCCCCAUGUACUUCUUUCUCAAGAACUUGUCCUUCAUAGACCUCUGCUACAUUUCUACCACGGUACCCAAAUCCAUUGUCAACUCCUUGACCGGUGACAGCUCCAUCUCCGUUCUGGGUUGUGUCUCGCAGCUCUUCCUAGUGGUCUUGUUUGCCAGUUCAGAGUUUUAUGUCCUCACCGCAAUGUCUUAUGACCGCUAUGCUGCCAUCUGCUCCCCCCUCCGCUAUGAGCUCAUCAUGAACAAAACAGCCUGUAUAUGCAUGGCAGCAGCAUCAUGGCUCAGUGGGGGUCUGCUUGGGGUCUUGUUUUCAGCUUCUACCUUCUCCCUGACCUUCUGUGGGUCCAAUGCCAUCCAGCAGUUCUUCUGUGACGUCCCCCCUCUGCUGAAGAUCUCCUGCUCUGAAGUCCACAUUGCCAUUGACGUGAGUGUGGCUGCUGGAUUCUUCUUAGAUGCUGUAUGUUUCAUUUGCAUCAUUCUCUCCUACGUCUUCCUCUUCUCAGCUGUGCUGAGGAUCCCGUCCUCCGAGGGCCGAAACAAAGCCUUCUCCACCUGCCUGCCCCAUCUCACUGUCAUCAUCAUUUUUCUCUUCACCGGAGCAUUUGCCUAUCUCAAACCACCUGCAGCCUCGCCCUCGGCUCUGGAUCUGCUGGUUUCCAUGUUCUACACUGUGGUGCCCCCCACUGUGAACCCCCUUAUCUACAGCCUGAGGAACAGGGACCUGAAGGCUGCCCUGGGCAGGUUCCUCAAGGGGAACCUGUCCGUCAUAGACCUCUUCUACAUUUCUACAACACUAUUUGUCCUCACUGCAAUAUCCUUUGACCACUAUGCCACCAUCUGCUCCCCUUUGCGUUAUGAGCUCAUCAUGAACAAAACAGCCUAUUUCUUCUGUGACGUGCCCCCUAUGCUGAAGAUCUCCUGCCCUGAGGACCACAUUGCCAUAGAUGUAAGUGUGGUUAGUGUGAUAGUCUUAGAUGGCAUCUGUUUCUUUUUCAUCAUCUUCUCCUAUGUCCGCAUCUUCUUAGCCAUGCAUGGUUCCAGUGAAGGGUUUGGAGGAGAGAUGUUUUUGCACUUCUUCAUCUUUUCUUAG